CUAUUCUCUUGCCAAAGAGCCCGUAAAACAGCCCGGUGACUCGUGGAAUUUAGGGCACUUCAGCGGCGGGCGAUAGCUGCGACUCCUGGACGCAACGAGCGAACGGCAAGUCCCUCCUUUUCAUUGAUCCCUCGAUUCCGUCGCCGGAUUUGAUAUCAUCCGAUCUCGUAUCAUCGGCGCUGUAUCUCCUCGCGAAGUAGCUAGAUCUGGCGUUCUUGCGACGGGGUUUUUUUUGUCCGGUCUCUUGAUCUUGAGUUCUAGAUUGCGACGUUUAAACCCUAGAACAUCAACUUCUCAACAUUGCACCUCUUCUAAAGAAUUCAAAGACAAAUAUUUUAUGCAAAUGCCUUCGUUUUGCCCUUCUAGUCCUCAGCACCCAUAUCAUAACUCUCCUUCAUUGAUGGAUAUGGUGGCAUGCAGUGAGUUUUGUGAAGAAAUUGGUUUAUUACGUGGCUAUUGCACCAAUAAGGAGUUCUAUUCUUUAGGAACAUAUUCAGAUGAAUAUAGCCAUAAAUUCAUUAUGAGGAAAAGGCUCAACUCGUCAGCUCCUGAAUUAACUCAAUCUGAAGCCAGUUCAUGUAUGGAAGUUGAUGGCGAUAUUGAUUUUCAUGGGAACUCUGAAUAUAGCUCUUCACAUUGGUUCUCAGAUGGGCAUGGUGGUUCCUCAUGUAGCAGCUAUCUACCUGAGAAGUUCGGCUCAUCUGUUGCAAUGGACGGGGGCUCGUUGUCCGCAAAUAAUAGUAGUGACAUUUCCUGGCCUUAUGGCGGGGGCGCGAUGGCAGGUCAUGAUAACAAUCAUGGUGGAUAUUCUCAACAGGCCUAUGUGAGUGGCUGGAUGUAUGUGAAUGAAACUGGGCAACUUUGUGGCCCUUAUAGUGAACGACAGCUGGAUGAGGGGUUAUCUACAGGAUUCCUGCCAGAGGAACUUGUAGUUUAUCCAGUCAUAAAUGGAACCCUGUCCAAUCCUGUGUACUUGAAAUAUAUAAAGCACUACUCUAAUUCAUGUUGGUCGGUCAAUUCUCUAAGCAUAACUCCAAAUGUUUCUAUGGAUCAAACAGUCUGCAUCCCUGCGUCUCGUGGUCAGGGCACAUCCUCUAGCUUGUCCACUUUGCAUCCAAAACACGAUGAGCAUAUGCAGUAUUCCGUUGCCCAGCAAACUGGCACACUUGGUGCUCAUUCUUGUGGAUCUCAAAAUCUGAAUACUGGAAGUACAAAACAUGCAAUGUCAAGUCUUUCAGCGUUGAUCUCAAGUGAGGAGUCAAAUUGGAUGUUUGAAGACGAGGAAGGUAGAAAACAUGGACCUCAUUCCUUCGCAGAACUUUAUUAUUGGCAUAACAGUAGCUAUCUUCAUGAUUCAUUGAUGAUACACCACAUAGAUAGCAAGUGUGGUCCAUUUACACUUUUAACUUUAGUCGAAGAGUGGUGCAGAAUUCAAAAUGGUUUUGAAGCAGAUGCGAACGACAGUAGUUCUGGUUCAUUAAGUAGAUUUGUAUCUGAGAUAUCGGAAGACGUAUCGGUUGAGCUGCAUUCUGUGAUUUUGAAAGCAGCUCGUCGUGUUUUUAUAGAUGAAAUAAUUAGCGCCAUUAUUCCAGAGUUUUCUGCUUCCAGGAAGACUCGGAAACUUCGCAGAAUAGAAUCAGCUGGCAAGGAUGUCCAGCAUUCUAGUCUUGCUGAGCAAAAGUCCAAAACCAUUGUUGAAAAUAAGCCUUCUGCAGUUCGUGGCAGACAUACCGAUCCUUUGCUAGUGAAGAAUGAACAAAAAAUGCCUUCCAUCACUCCUGCAGAUUGUCCUAAUGAUGAUUUGUCUAUAGUCACCAUUAAUAAUUUUUCUGAGUUACUAUUAGAGGUGUACAAAACAUUUUACUAUGAUAGCAUGAAAGACCUGUGGAGCACUGUCUUGUCUGAAGCUGUUUCCGACUACUGCACAAUGUGGCGGAAAAGACAACGAUCGUUUAAUCAUUCUGUUUUGCCUGCCAGAUGUAUUUCUAUUGAUGGUGAUGCCAGAAAUAUUGAUGGUUUCCACAAAAGCACUACAGAAGCAGCUGACAUUGUUUAUUCUAUUCCACACACAUCCAACAACGAAACGGAAUUUCCCCCGGGAUUUGGGCCUGACAAUAGAGAUGUAGAUAUUUUGACUUGCUUUCCAUCUGACAACUCACAUUCUGAAGCUGUCCAGACAAAACAAAUUGAUCUUCAUCUUAAUAAUUUGUUUGCCAUCAUCCUGAAGGAAGUUCAAGGAGAACUAGAGAGUGAACUCUAUGUAUCAGCAAAGAAAUCCUUGUUGGAGUAUUAUGAAGAUGUAUUAAAGGAGGAGUUGACAAAAAUGCUUUGUCUUGAAGCAGAAACUAAAAUUAAUAAGGCGAGCAUUAAUGAAGAUGUCAUGAUUAGUUCGGUGCAUGAAUUCACAAUUGGUGAACAGGUUGUUUUUGAGGCUGAACACGUGGAUCAAAUGGAGGUAAAAGAUGAUCCGAGCACAUCUCAUUGUCUAUUUGAUUUUUGUAAUUCUGUUGAUGUUGCUGCUGAUUUGGCAGAAUCAACUGAAACACAGAGUUCUCUGUCUACACAGUUUGCAAAAGCUUUUGAAAGAAUGGGUCCUCCCAUGGCAGAUAUGUUGGAGGAUGAGAUUGAUGAUGAGUUAACGCCUCCUGGAGUGGAAGCCAAUGCUACAACUGCAUCAUCAACUAUGUUUAAGUGCAAAAUCCGGCCAUCAAGACUCAAUGAAGAUAUAACUGUAAUUGUCAAAUUUGUUGCUUUGGCUAUUUGCAGGCAGAAGCUUCAUGAUGAAUUUCUUAAAGAGUGGAGAUCUUCCCACCUUGUUAGUUUUCUUCAUGAAAGUUUUACUUCAUGCGGCUAUUUCAGAAGACAUGAAGUGGAUACUCAGAAUGGCUGCAAGCCACCAGAGGAGACAGACAUGCUGAGCGAAAGUUUGCAGCAGAUUUCAAGUUCAAGGCCAUCUGGUGUUUCCUUGAAUGGGAAGCUGACAUACUUUAGAAAGAGAAAACACAGCAAACCAACAUCUGGACCAUUUCCUGAGAGCUUUGAAUUGAUUAAAAAAAUGGGCGACAUCUCCAUGAAUCAGGUGCCACAUGUAGGAACUGAUUCACCUUGGCCACAACGUGAUGAUAUGGAUUCUGCAUUGAAGGAGUUAGAUGCAGAUGUGAUUGAUUCUUUAUCGUUACCUGCCAUGAAUCAAAAUAAUUUGCAUGAUGGUUGCAGUUUAACUAGGAGAAAGCCACAUAAAUUGAGGAAGAUUGCCCGUGAAAUUCAGAAUGAUGAGCAAAUUUUAAUUGAUGAUAUUAAACACAAUUUGGAACAAUUUUCAGCUUCUAAGGAUGAUUCAGAUAAAGUCAAGAAGAUUGGAAAUUCUAGUUAUAUACAUAUAGAUUUUGAGAAGCCCGAAGCCCUUUCUUCUGGCAUCUCCCACUCAAAAGCCUACUUGAGUUUGAAAAGGAAAGCAGAUGAUCGGUCAGCUCUCCCUCCUAAGGUGCCAAAACUUUCAAAGAAGAUUAAGGUUAAAAAAGGAACCAAGAAGGGGGCAUCCAGGCUGAUAGUUAAACCUUCAAGGCUAGUUGUUCCAUGCCCUAAGACCGAUGGCUGUGCUCGCUCUUCUAUCAAUGGAUGGGACUGGCGUCAAUGGUCACGAAACGCUUCAGAGAGGGCCCGUUUGAGAGGAAACCGUGAUGUUAUUCCUCGUGCCUUUUACCCUGAUGCUAAUGGAAAUCAAAAUCCUAAUAGUAAAGGUCCUUCAGCAAGAACAAACAGGGUCAAGUUGCGCAAUCUCUUAGCGGCUGCUGAAGGUGCUGAAAUUCUAAAAGUCACCCAAUUAAAGGCACGGAAGAAGCAUUUACGUUUUCAAAGAAGCAAGAUACAUGAUUGGGGGCUUGUUGCGCUUGAGCCAAUUGAGGCAGAAGAUUUUGUGAUCGAGUAUGUUGGAGAAUUAAUUCGUCGUCGGAUAUCUGACAUACGGGAGCUUCGAUAUGAAAAGAUGGGUAUAGGCAGCAGUUACCUAUUCAGACUGGAUGAUGGUUAUGUGGUUGAUGCUACCAGGCGUGGAGGAUUGGCAAGGUUUAUUAAUCAUUCAUGCGAGCCAAAUUGUUACACUAAGGUGAUAACUGUUGAUGGCCAAAAGAAGAUCUUUAUUUAUGCAAAGCGGCAUAUAUUUACUGGUGAAGAGCUUACGUACAACUACAAAUUUCCAUUGGAAGAGCAAAAGAUACCCUGCAAUUGUGGUUCCAAAAGGUGCCGGGGAUCAAUGAACUAGAAAAAGCAUGAUCUGCUGUUCAAUGUUCGUAUCCCUUUGCAACAGUUGAGGAGAAUGCAUGGGGUUGGUCGUAAUUAAUUUUUAAGGAUGCUGUAAACCUACCUGACAAGUGUUGAAAAGUUGCAUAUUACUUGAAGGUUUUGUUUUGAAGUUGGCAUCCUUGAAGGAUAUCCUUUGAAGCUAGCAUCCUUUGGGAUUUAUUUUGAAGGCCAUCUUAAGAAGCUCCUGCACAAUUUUGGAUCAUUGUUGUCAUGUUCUAUUAACUCCAGUAGGUAACUAUCAUCACGGAAAAGCGGAUGGUUCUCUCUCAUCAUGCUGCUGCCCACUGUUGAUGAUGUCUCGUUUAGCUGAUGACAGUUCUUUCACAAGGUCAACGGUCUGUCUUUUUUAUGUUUGGGGCUGUUAGUUACUUGAAAAUAUUUGUACAAACUGACACGGAAUUACUCCAUUAAUUUAAUAUUUAGGUGGUAAACCGCCUUUUUUUCUCUGGCUUAUCUUGGCCUUUUUUUAAUAAAU
Phalaenopsis equestris is the source of this 4777-nucleotide messenger RNA. Its product is annotated as histone-lysine N-methyltransferase ATXR7. Lineage: Eukaryota; Viridiplantae; Streptophyta; Magnoliopsida; Asparagales; Orchidaceae. Gene Ontology annotation, molecular function: protein binding; histone H3K4 methyltransferase activity. Gene Ontology annotation, cellular component: Set1C/COMPASS complex. The record is from RefSeq and is a predicted model, not a curated record.